AUGUCGAAACAAGAUAACAAGGAGUUGAACCCUUAUAUACCAAAAUAUAUCAUCUCCAAACCAUGGUAUAAUGAAAAGGAAGCUGCUUCCACUGAUCCAUCCGAAGGUCAAACGGACUACCUUUCCCAUCAAAGAAAGACAUCGGAAAUUGUUGAUCAUAGCUUGCCACAAGUUGGCCAAGGGAUCAAUGAUGAAAGGCAAAACGGUGUACGAAAUGCAUCAAAUGAUGAGAAUUAUGAUACCAAAAGAGAUCGAUGGUUUGGUUACUCGACUGAAGAAUGGCUAGCUAAAGUAAAGAAUUGGAAUGAGAAGAACGACGUUAAAGUCAUCAAUGCUCGACACAAAAUAGAUGAUGAUAAUGAUGACUCCGAUGACACUGAUUAUGAGUUGGAGCUAAAUGAAUUAGGACUAGAUAAGAAAGAUGUCAUGCAAAAUAUCAAAGAAGAUCCCAUGGAAAAGAUGUUGCGUGAUCGUCAAGAUGUUCCAGCAUACAUCCACAACAUCACUUCAAGAUUGGAUGCCAAGAUACGAAUUGAGUAUGAUCCUAAAUCGCGACUUGCUAAAGACCCAACAAAAGGGAUCUUGAAUGAUAAGAAUCAGUUUGUCAAGAAAUUGGAAGGUGAUGCUAAGGAUUUGAAAACAUUGCAAGCUUUUGCUUGGGAUUUGAACAAAAAAAAUGAACAACAGAGGUUAAUGAGCCAAGUUGAAGGGGCUGGUGCUGGUGCUGGUGCCAUUGAUGAGACGGGUGCUAAUGUGAAUGUGACUGAUGUGAAUGAUAGUCUUGAAGCCAAUCCAACGUUGAUGCUAAUGAGGGAAAGGGAACAGAAGGAAGCGGCAAAACAAAAGUCGAUUGCUAAACAAAGAAAACUUUUUGAGAUGUAUGGAGGUGGCGACGAAGAAACAAGCAUAAAAAGUCGAAACUCAUCAGAUGGGAAGUGA
Messenger RNA from Lodderomyces parapsilosis, 939 nucleotides. It is a transcript of the gene SLU7, whose product is annotated as mRNA splicing protein. Gene Ontology annotation, biological process: mRNA splicing, via spliceosome. Gene Ontology annotation, cellular component: spliceosomal complex. The transcript has a single exon. The coding region runs from base 1 to 939 and encodes 312 amino acids. Gene Ontology annotation, molecular function: pre-mRNA 3'-splice site binding. Lineage: Eukaryota; Fungi; Ascomycota; Pichiomycetes; Serinales; Debaryomycetaceae. The record is from RefSeq and is a predicted model, not a curated record.